AUGUUCGUUGUACGAAAGCUAACGAAUCCCGCUUUGGCGGCUGAGAUGCUAAGCAGUGAUGUGCCUGCAUCUUCAAAUGCAGAAGUGUCUCCAUCGCACAGUCGUCGUCUUUUGGAAAUGACGCAGAAGACCACUGGAAAGGUGAUCUCGUUCAUUGAAGGCGCCGUUUCAAAGAUGCAGACGACGGAUGGCACUGAAGUCAGUCUCGGCUCUCUGCUCCAGCAGGAUGCCAACGAAUGUUUACGAGUUUGCGGAUCGUGCAUGACGGAUCUAAGUAGAAGAGAGCAGAUGAUGGAACAGCGGAAUCCACCCAUACUAGCUGAACAAUAUGAAACAUUGGAUCGGAUGAUUGCGGAAACUUCUGCCAUGGUACCAAGCUAUACACGCAUGGCUGAUAGUAUCAAUAAUGGUGAAACCAUGUACACGUUAGCAGCUGCAGAACAACUCCGAAGUCGACUUCUCCACAAACAACGCGAAAUUGACGGUCUCAGUAAGAAAAUUGUUGAUGAAGCAGAGAGCGACAAAUGUGGCGUCAAAGAGGCUCAGUUGCGUAAAAAUAUCCGCUUUGCGUGUCUUCAAACGUUGCAGGGGAUGGUAACAUCAAUGGUCUCGCUACCUACUGAGCAACAAUACGAGAAGUUGGUUGAAAACCACAAAAAGGAAGUUGCUAAGCAGAUUGAGGAAUCUCGUAGUUUGCGCUCAGCGAAUGAGAACGUCGGUGUUCGG
Messenger RNA from Strongylus vulgaris, 726 nucleotides. NCBI's taxonomy places the organism in Eukaryota, Metazoa, Nematoda, Chromadorea, Rhabditida, Strongylidae. The record is from the annotation of a GenBank genome assembly.